CGCUGGUGUACAGCCCUGUCGGUCACGUGCCGUGUAUCGUGCCCAACUGCGCGCGCGCGGACCGUCCUAGUGGUAUCAAAUUACGAGGGUGCACACUAGAGCGAAGGAAGGGCAUCACAACUACACAAGUCAUGCCCAAUAAAACCAAGAAGGACAAGGCUCCUUCCAAGAAUGCCGUUGGGGCGAAGAAUUCCGGUAAAGAAGGAGGGGAGAACUCUGAGGAGGCUAACAGAAACCGUGCGGCGACCAACAACGUCCCCCCUCCCACCCAGCUCACCAAGAUCAAGCUGACCGGUGGGCAGCAACAUGUGGUCAAGAAGGACAAGCGACAGAGCUCGUCCAGGUUCAACAUCAGCAAGAACAGGGAGCUGCAGAAGCUGGCUGCGCUCAAGGAUGCCAGACCAGAGGAGAGAGAGGACCUGUUUGUCCAGAAGCUACGGCAGUGCUGCGUCGUCUUUGACUUUGUCAAUGAUCCCCUGAGCGACCUGAAAUGGAAGGAAGUGAAGAGAGCAGCGCUGAACGAGAUGGUGGAGUAUGUGACCCACAACAGGGGUGUCAUCACGGAGGCAGUGUAUCCAGAGGCAGUCAAUAUGUUCUCAAUAAACGUGUUCCGUACGCUGCCGCCGACAUCCAACCCCAACGGAGCGGAGUUUGACCCAGAGGAAGAUGAACCAACACUAGAGGCUGCGUGGCCACAUUUACAGAUCGUUUAUGAGUUCUUCCUGAGGUUCUUGGAGUCCCCAGACUUCCAACCAAACACAGCCAAGAAGUACAUAGACCAGAAGUUUGUUUUACAGCUGCUGGACCUGUUUGACAGUGAAGACCCCAGGGAGCGGGAUUUCUUGAAAACGACGCUGCAUCGCAUCUAUGGCAAAUUCCUCGGGCUCAGGGCUUACAUCAGAAAACAGAUCAAUAACAUAUUUUAUAGGUUUAUAUAUGAAACAGAACACCACAACGGCAUAGCAGAACUUCUAGAGGUCUUGGGAAGUAUAAUCAAUGGGUUUGCGCUGCCGCUGAAGGAGGAACAUAAGGUGUUCUUACUGAAGGUCCUGCUGCCCCUCCACAAGGUCAAGUCUCUCAGUGUCUACCAUCCGCAGCUGGCCUACUGUGUAGUCCAAUUCCUAGAGAAGGAUGCUAGUCUUACAGAACCGGUAAUAAUGGGGUUGCUAAAGUUCUGGCCAAAGGUCCAUAGUCCAAAAGAGGUAAUGUUCCUGAAUGAAUUAGAGGAAAUCCUAGACGUGAUUGAGCCCUCUGAGUUCCAGAAGGUUAUGGUCCCCCUCUUCAGACAGCUGGCGCAGUGUGUCUCCAGUCCACAUUUCCAGGUAGCAGAAAGAGCGUUGUAUUACUGGAACAACGAGUACAUAAUGAGUUUGAUCAGUGACAACGCUCAGGUCAUACUUCCCAUCAUGUUCCCAGCUCUCUACAAGAACUCCAAAACACACUGGAACAAGACAAUCCAUGGCCUGAUCUACAAUGCUUUAAAGCUGUUUAUGGAGAUGAACCAGAAGUUGUUUGACGACUGUACCCAACGGUACAAAGCAGAGAGACAAAAAGAAAAAGAAAAGGUUAGGGAAAGAGAAGAGGCUUGGGAUAGGAUAGAACACAUAGCUCAGACCAAUCCUAUGUGCGACGGGUAUCUUGAAAACUCUAGGCUACCGCAUUUCCCUGGCAGCAGCGGGUCCGUUGCCAUGGAAACAGACGCCAAUGACGAUGCGGAGCUGUCCUUAGACAAAAUGAAUGAAAGAGGACAGAAGAACAAUGUUGGGCGCCAUCGGUUAUCGGGCUGGAGUCAGUAGGGGUAAAGAUUUGAAGAAGAUGCUGCCGCGCCGGAAGUCAGAGCUCCCCCAUGACUCCCUGACCAUGCGAGCUUUGUCUGAUCACAAACGUGCCGACGAUUACCUCACUACCUCCCCCGAAACCAGCUGAACGCCCAGUCUGUCUGCAUGUUAUACAGGCUCUUAUCUCUUCUUUGUUCUCUUCUGUUGUAAUUUUGUCGCAGGUUUCCUCAGAAAUGUUUCAUAUGGUAGCAUUCCGUGAAUCGUAACAUAGUAGUGUACUCCUGUGUUCAUGGCCAAGCACCAUAGUUAAGACCUGAUCUGGUUUCUGUAGUGGGAACAGGGGUUGUUGGAACAAACUCUGGUCCAUCAUGUGUUAGUUUCUGUGCCCUUUAAGAGUAAUGUGUUCUGUCACCAAAUUUCGAAUGUCUGUGUACGUGUACAUAUGAGAUGUCCGUGGAAAACAAACGUAAUUUCUUGCCAGUAAGUGUAACCUUAUCAUUAUGAUUAUCAUUGCAGUGUGCUUGAGUUCUGUUAUGUACAUGUAUGUGUCUUAUUUACUGAUGGUCAGAGCCAAGCCAAUUCUUUUUUUUUUCAAUCACACAAUAUUAAUCAUGAUGAAUACUGGUAACCCAAGUGUUUGUUUUACAAUGUUUUAACCAUUACCGUUAGAUAUAUUAUUUUCUUCAAACUGUCAUCUUUUCAACUUGGCUUCUAAAAUAGUAUCAGUCAGAAGUCUGUGACUUUGAGUUUCUUUACUGCCUUUGUUCACCCCAUAUGGUUUCUGUACUGUGUAGUCUGUAUGGCAUGCCAUGUGGGCUUUUCAAAUACAAAAAGGUUAUGGAGAGAGUAGUAGAGUUAAAGACUUGAGUACAGUGCCACAGUAUGUUCUAUGGAGAAAAUUGAUAUAGAAUCUGGUAACCACCAUAUAUUGUACACCUCCCAGGCACCCCCUUCUUGCUAAAGAAAGUAUAGCUGCUUAUAAGGUAGUAGAUAAGGGCCGGUGUUUGCCUUUUAAAAGGACUGGUACAAGAAUGAUGUAGCUCCAUAUACAUGUACUUAGCUAUAGCACAUUGAGGAGAUGUGUGAACACUUUCCCAAGACAAUUUAUUCUAUCUUUUUUUUAAAAGAAAGAUACUACUGAGGAAUAACAACUGUUUUUUUCUGCUAAAAGUUGUGAUUGUGUAAUGUAUACAAACCUUUGGCUUGGCAAUCCUGAAAGGUAGAAAAAUAUUUUUAAUGUUUGUAUUGAUGACGCUGCAUCUCAAAGGUUUGUAUUGAUCGAUCAUUGUACAUUGUAUGCACAGUAGGUGAGAAGAGUGUAAAAGAAAGCAAAUGUUGUUAUUCCUCAGGAUUUUUGGACAUACCCUUGACAGCUCAGAAUGUGAGGAGUGCAAAAUUGUAAUUAAAUUAGAAUCUGGAGAAGGGGAACCAAUGCGGCAUGGGCCAGUCAAUCUGUGCUGGAGGGAGAAGAAUUAAGUUAUAAUUGUUCUAAAUAUCGGAUGCUAUUUUCUGCCCAAAUCUCUGUGCUGUGUAAGGAAGACCCAGCAACUUGUAAUGAAGUUGGUAGUUUAGAGCCCUUUUAUGCCCUUGUACUUUACAAGGAAAAGCUUCCCUACUAGUUCUACUUGUACAUAAUGAUGAAUAUUGUUAGAGAAGAAGAUAAAGAGAAAAAAAUUGGCAUCUGUAUUUUCCCAGGAUCCUCUGUAACAAUACAGGGGUUAGAGGUUGGAGGUCAUUGGAAUAGACCAUGUUGCCUUCUCGAAUAAAAAAAAGCCUGUACAAACGUAUACUUGCAUCGAGCUGGAUUGUCAACCUGUGGUCCAAUGUAUUGAAUGCUAAAUAGUAACAGAAGACUAAAUAAAAAGAUGUC
This is a messenger RNA of Branchiostoma floridae (Florida lancelet), 3648 nucleotides long. Its product is annotated as serine/threonine-protein phosphatase 2A 56 kDa regulatory subunit delta isoform-like. Gene Ontology annotation, biological process: signal transduction; protein dephosphorylation. Gene Ontology annotation, cellular component: nucleus; cytosol; protein phosphatase type 2A complex. NCBI's taxonomy places the organism in Eukaryota, Metazoa, Chordata, Leptocardii, Amphioxiformes, Branchiostomatidae. Gene Ontology annotation, molecular function: protein phosphatase activator activity. The record is from RefSeq and is a predicted model, not a curated record. Bases 132 to 1796 code for a protein of 554 amino acids. The transcript is spliced from 17 exons.